Phycomyces blakesleeanus NRRL 1555(-) is the source of this 270-nucleotide messenger RNA. RefSeq lists its product as hypothetical. The record is from RefSeq and is a predicted model, not a curated record. The coding region runs from base 1 to 270 and encodes 89 amino acids. NCBI's taxonomy places the organism in Eukaryota, Fungi, Mucoromycota, Mucoromycetes, Mucorales, Phycomycetaceae. The transcript has 2 exons.
AUGCAGGCUCCAAGUGCGCACCAGAUAAAGGGCAAACCGGCCCACAAGAAAGGCCAAAGGCACGCCGGCCCACAAGAAAGGCCAAAGCAUGUGCCAGAAGAAAAGGGCAAACCGCCCCACAAGAAAGGCCACAGUAUGUGCCAGCAAAAAGGGCCAACCAGCCCACAAGAAAGACCACAGUAUGUGCCAGCAAAAAUGGCUAACUAUCCUACAAGAGAGGCCAAAGUAUGCGCCAGAGCAAACGUCAAUGCGGCCCACAAGAAAGGCUAA